UAAACAUCUGGUGCUGCCUGUAGUUGUUAGAGAAUGACAUAAUUCAUCUUUGAGCGGGAUACUAGAGAGAACAAAGAGAGGGAAGAGAAGCCACUUGACAAGACCAUCAGCAUCAGGAUCAGACUCCUUAGUUGCCUGUUUUAUAUAUUCUACAUCUGCUUAUUUCAUUUGGUUUUUUGCGUCACUUUUUUAGCUAUUUUGAUGAUUUCCCUACCGGCCAGCGAUCGUCUGCCACUAACGUUGACAUCGUCGGAACACAUUUAAGUAGUGAUAAAGAAUAUUGCUCUACCAGUACCAAUCUAUCAAGUGAUUGACAAAAAUCCUUGAAGUGCUUGUGCUACUGUAAAAACAGCACUCAAUUAUCAAAGAUGCUGAGACGUGGCUUUCGAAGGCUAAAUUGGCACGGGUUACAGGAAUUCGCGAUCCGUGAUGCAGAUGCGGCGGCUUUUCGGCUUGCGCGGCAAGCAGAUGGGCUCACGUCGGAAACGAUAUCUUAUGUCAUCGAUCAUGAUCAUUUUUAGUGGUGAGUGUUAGCAUACUCAGCUUACAAGCAGUUCUUUCUGCCCUCGUGGUCGUGACGCGAGUGACUAAUACUAAUUAAAGGCAUUCACCUCUAAGUUUUUCAAGAGUCAACAGCGCCGAAGAUUGACUGGGCGAAGUUUAGUUCAGACAUCCAGCACAAAGACCUCGUAGCCUCUUUGAAACAGUAUGUAGACGAGCAGUCCAAAAUCUUAGACACUCUAGCCGCUGAAGACCAUGCAAAAGCAGCGAAGGACAGCAGAUUGAAUAGUUGGGAGGUAUUUACAUCUAACAGCUUCAUGAACUGUCGGAACAAUCACAUGAAUGUCAACAUUUUUUAGUGCUCUCGGUACUUCAUCAAGAUUUUCAUCUAUGCAUUUACCUGCAUUCUUAAACAAAACGUUCCACAUUCACCAGGCAGUGUACCAAGACGCAGUGUCGACAGCGCACGCGGCGGUGCAAUCAAGUGAGGAGAUAGUAGCGAAUGGUGCUAAGGCACUCUACAUAUCGUACAAUAACCCUCCGAUCCACACGGUUAGCACGCAGGAGUGGCUGGAUGUGGACCAGUAUUGGCAAGCGUUUGUGGAAAAGCAUCAGUACUACCAUAAUCAUCUCGACUGCACGUCGGAAGACCCAGAAAGCAAAGAAUAUGACGAGAAAGUGAAGAUGGGUACUACAACUAGAAAUAUUAAUAUUUCUGAUCUCAUCUUCUCUCACUCUUUGUUGGUUUAUCUUUUUUUCAUCUGUCGAACCAAGUCCAAAGACGUCCCUCCGAUUAAUUUCAAGCACAGCUGCCACAGCCGCUCCGUAAUGCUGCAUCCCAAUCUCUCUACAUUUCCAAUCGCAACUUACUAAAACAUCGAUCAGAAAUGAUGCAGAAUUUCCGGUUACACGACGAAUCUCAUCCGAGGACGAAGCUGUUGUAUCAGAGGCCAAGUUACGAGUACUACUCCUAUUUCAAGGGAGUCUUAGUGGAGCAUAUGAUGUUCUACCUAGCAAAAACAGGAGGUGACGCGCGGCUCUUCCCAGAAACCAUGCCGCACUCUUGGUACAACCGAAUCUACGAGACGAAAUUCAAACUGGUGGAGCUACUUCAAAAGUUAUGGAGAGAAGUUGUGCAAUCGCUAUGAACUUAGAGUUAGAAUACUUGGCUCGGGAUACUCUUGAAGAUGAUCCGGCUUAUUCAUUCGAUCAUCUUGUAGGUCGUACUUUCACCUGAUUCUCCAGCACAAGUAAUUCUCAAGUAAUAAGAACCUGCAGAAGUACAUUCCUGCUCAUAAUCUAAGAAUUCGACGACGUUCACUGCAGGAGACCACUCUAGCCCGAGAACUCGAUCUCGAGUUCACUCCUCACGAUCUAGUUGGUGGUGGCGAGGCAUACUAUGCCAAGCUUAUCGCCAAGGAAAAUACCUUCGUCGAAGCACAGGUGAGACUUACAUUGUUGAAACUUCUUUCAUUUCUUACCGAUGAUUAUAGUAAAACGAUUGUAGCUGCAGCCACGUACUACGCCAAACUAUUAACUGAGCAACAAGUGGUAGUGGGAUAGACUUCUUUCCAAUAACUACACCAGGUAGCCCGUUUAAUGGGCGACUUUGCUUUUCUCUCCGAGGGUAUUCCGGUCCAAAGCGCAUCGGCACUGAAAGCGUGCACUGGAGGCAAGUGCUUUUCCCUUGGCGACGAUGUGAACGCAAUUUUCUUUGUUCCAGACUCAGCACCUGAAGAUUCGCCAGCAGCUGCUUGCACUACCUUCUUGAAGGCGACACAGGGCAAGAUGCAUCCAAUAUAUGACAUCGCCGUAUCGGAAUUCGCCAGUCUUCUAGAGGAAAGAAAGAAGGCUUUUGGAGGUGAAAAUAUUCCUAUGCUGAAUGUGAAUGUUGAAAAGGCAGUCCCAAGACAUCCACAUCGAGUAUGUGCUGCUCUGUGAAAUUUUCAUGCGGCACAGUCAUUUUGCUUUUACUCAUGCAUCUUCACAUAACUAUAAUUCGAGAUAACAACAAUGAAAUAUAGCUGAAUCUCGAUGUCAUUCCGCUCGCCAACCAGGUACAUGUUGGUUCAAUGCUCCGGGCGAGACCCGAGCAUCAGCAUUCAUGCGUAGGGUGAAGGCGGACGACCCACUGAAGCCAGUAUUUGCGGAAUACGUUCAAGAGCUCGAGGCGAAGUGGGCGGCAAAAACUGAGUUGUCUGCGGAUGCCGCAGCGACGAGGAUAAUUAAGGCUCAAACUGCUCCAACUCCAUAAAAGUAGUAGAGAAUAAGAUACCUACAUAGACAUACAGGUUCCGUGAAGGAAAAACUAGAAGCAGAGCAGAGUCAAGAUUUUGAUAGGUGAUCACUCCUCCCGCCGGUUGUUUGAUGAUGACAUGACUGAAUGCGAUAGUGAUUCCGCCCUUGGCGACCACAGUGACAGUCUAAGAAAGAGCAAAUCGAGGCGCAAGCAGCCGCUGAUGGAGCAGCAUUUACGGAGCAAGCAGUAGAAGUCUUAGGCGGCACUGAAUCCUUGACGAGUACAUUUGCGGCAGAUCCAGAAGUGGAAGCCAAGGUCCGUGCAGCAACCCCAGGAAAGUGAAUGCAUCAUCUUUAGUCAGAAGUAUAAUUUCGAUCAUUAUUUUCCUGAGACAGAGUGCGAGUGACCCCAUGUCUCAUGGGAUAGCGGUGGCGACUACCUCAAGAGUCAAGAUCAUCUUCUCACUUUUCGUCUUCACAUAUAAACUCUUACUUCUCUUACAGCUCCUCGAAAGUUUCCCAUUCCCUUGGCUAUGUUCUAAGGUCACUUCUCUUUCUGGAAGUAUCUUGAACGUUUUUGUUGUACGUAGCUAUCCUAUAAUAGUCUAUGAGAUCCAUCAACUUCAACUUUUUGUUUUUCUACAGAGAGAGAGAGAGAUUCUACCUCCUUGUAUAUUGUUGUUCACGCAAAGCCGAAGGGGUACCAAGUCUUACUGCUUCUUCUUGAUGUUCUUCCUUGUUCAGUGGAAGCCCGACUGUAAGUUCCUGCUGACUGUUGAUAGUGUAGCGCUCAUAAUUGAUCAACUACAACUUCGUUUUUGAUGGUCCUUGAGGUUUAGGAUCGUUGCUUGCCUUGAUCUUGGUCUUAGGAUGCAGCACUAUUGCUCCUCUUUUCCUGUAGUGAGGUGGAUAUUCAAUGAUCGAGAGGCUCUGCUUGAAGCCGCGAUUGUCGACGCUGGUACAUCGAUCCUUGAAUAGGUCUCGUCUGCACCCACUGUAACAACAAACUGGAGGAGGUCUUCUACUAGAUCUCAUUUAGUGUGGCUGUGAUCGUGAGUUGCAUUCUGAUCAGCGUUCAAUCUUCACGUACAGGUUGACGUCAAAUUAAAUAUUGGAUUUUUAACCUGAACCACCUCCACCACUCAGUGAACCACAGGAAGCAUACACGAAUCGAC
Amoebophrya sp. A25 is the source of this 3914-nucleotide messenger RNA. Lineage: Eukaryota; Dinophyceae; Syndiniales; Amoebophryaceae. The record is from the annotation of a GenBank genome assembly.